ACUCUCCGGGCUCGAGGGAACUAACGGUUAUGGGGGUUUAGAACUUCUCCCCUGAGGAGGGCGGCAUGCUCGCCGGUGUCUCCCUCUCCUUCGCCCAGGGGCUUCAACCUUUAGCUGCUGCCCUAAGGGAGUGACGGGCAGGGCCUCUGUCAGUCGCUCUCCCCAGGGCGCUCUGCGAGCCUGUGUCACCGAGUGAUAGGGUAAAAUUUAUGAAGAUAACAAAUUAUACAAUCAGUCACUCCUGCUUCAUCACGAAAGUAAGGCAAGAAGGUUCUACUUCCUUAAACUCUCCAUCAAAGCAUCUAACACAAUCCUAAAUCCUAAUAGCCCUGCCUUACAUCCUGUUGCUGAGAUGCCAUGUGAUUUACUGUGAUUUGUGUUCUCCAUUUCUCCAAUGAGUGAUAAUCACAGUUUGUUCAGCUUGCAGGAAUUCUUGGUGAUUUUUGGCAAAAGUGUGUUAGCAAUUCUUUGUGUUCUCUCUCCCAUCUAUUUCUAUGGAGUGGAAAACAUGCUGUUUGGUAGAAGAUAGACAUGAGUAGUGGAGCUAGGAAGAGUGGUCCUAGAAAACAGCCCACAACAUCUUCCUGUUUGUGCAGCCUAAUAAUCCCAAACUACAAGCUUCAUAUCCAUCACCCAGCAGACAGCCUACACUACUAUGUAUGAGCGAGCAUCUCCAGGAAACAACUGACAGCUGUUCUCAACUGUAUCCAACUCAUCCCAAACACAUCCUGUUCUCUGCACAUCCAGUGUAAGGUCACCCCAUAUAAGGUAACAUGUCUGAGUUCAAAUGCCACCAUUGCGAGGAAUCCUUGCAAGGUAAAAAGUAUGUGCAGAAGGAUGGAGCCAACUACUGUGUGACAUGCUUUGACUCGCAUUGUGCCAAUAUCUGUCAGGAAUGCCACAAGCCCAUAGGUGCAGAUUCCAAGGAGGUGUGUUAUAAGGAGCAAUUCUGGCACAACACCUGCUUCAAAUGUUCCAAGUGUUCUCAACUCUUGGCUACUGAGACCUUUGUUGCCUGGGACAAGAAUAUCCUGUGCAACAAGUGUGCCACUCGAGUCACCUUCCCCAAGUGCAAAGGGUGCCUCAAAGAUAUUGAGGAAGGAGACCAUAAUGUGGAAUACAAAGGUAGUAUCUGGCAUAAAAACUGCUUUGUCUGCACCAACUGCAAGGACAUCAUUGGAACCAAAAAUUUCUUCCCUAAAGAUGAGGGAUUCUACUGUGUGACUUGUUAUGAUGCCUUGUUUACCAAGCAUUGUAUGAAAUGCAAAAAGCCCAUCACAUCUGGAGGAGUCAGUUACCAGGAUCAGCCCUGGCAUAGUGAGUGCUUUGUAUGUGUUUCCUGCUCUAAGGAGCUGAGUGGACAGCGUUUCACUGCUAUGGAUGACCAGUAUUUUUGUGUGGAUUGCUACAAGAACUAUAUAGCCAAGAAGUGUGCUGGGUGCAAGAACCCCAUCACUGGGUUUGGUAAAGGCGCCAAUGUGGUGGCCCAUGAGCAGAAUUCCUGGCAUGACUACUGCUUCAACUGCAAAACCUGUUCUGUAAAUCUAGCCAAUAAGCACUUUGUGUUUCAUGAUGAGCAGGUGUACUGUCCUGACUGUGCCAGAAAUCUAUAACUUGACAAGGGCAUUCUGUAAAAUGGCAUUUGAACCAUGUUUUUUGCCCUUGCUGUCUCUGUGCUACACCAAUCAUAAGGGAUAAGUGGGCUUUCACCUCUGUGAAGCUGCUCCUCUGUCUUUUCUGACACUUUACAGUAUUACUCAGCUAAGAACACAACAGUGAUUGUAUUAGGAUUCAACAACCUUGCAGCAAAAAAAUAAUUUCUCUGUUGUUGCAAUGGAAAAACAAGUUAGAUUGAUUCUACUGCAUAGAUCAGAAAAAUGCUAACCUUAUAGCCACAUGAUGUGAGAAACAUAGGCAAUAAACCUUCCACUGAGAUGUUCCAGAAAAUAAACAUUAUGAACUUAGCUAUAAUUCUCAGCUGACCUUUUCUAUAUACUAAAAUUAGAUUGAUCCAUAUGGAUUAUUUUCUUCUGCAUGUUUCUUAUAAAUCACAAAAGUGCUAACCAUGUAUCACAUAAUGUAAGCAAGAAGCAUGGGUGUUCCUAUUUUAAAACAUGGAAGACAGUUUGAAAACAAUAAGCUGAUCUAAGAAAACCAGAUUGUUUCAGAGCAUCUUAACAAUAACUACUUCUAGAAGCUUAUAAAACUAACCCUCCUAUAAUUCUUUAAAUUAAUGAUAUUUUUGUUUAAUAGUGAAAUAGUUUGAGUUUGAAACUUGCAUGACAAUAUCUGAGUAUCCUCAGACAUACAUGCAGUUUAGAGAUUCAUCCUGUAAAAGUGACAAACUAAAUGGGUGGCCAAGAAAUGCAAAGCUAUCAUCAACAUUAAUAUGACAUUUCCAAGUCAAGACUUGAAUCCCUUGUAACUGUUGUCUGCCCUUGGUGCAUAUAUUCAAGAAAGCUGCGAAGUUCCUUAGGAUUUUAGGACGUUUCCUUAAGAGGCUAGCUGGAUCUCUGGGGAUAUGGGUUGGCUACAAUCCUUCAUAAGUCAUCCUUAGGUACCACCUCCUACUUCCCUGAAAUACAGGAUUACCCAGCAACUGUAUUCUCUGUUGUGAUAUUACAUAUAUAAUGAGACAAUGUCGAAGUAAAUGUCACAAUGAGAGUACCC
This is a messenger RNA of Mus musculus (house mouse), 2670 nucleotides long. RefSeq names its product four and a half LIM domains 4 (gene Fhl4). The coding region runs from base 774 to 1613 and encodes 279 amino acids. The transcript has 2 exons. Gene Ontology annotation, biological process: muscle organ development. Lineage: Eukaryota; Metazoa; Chordata; Mammalia; Rodentia; Muridae. The record is from RefSeq and is marked validated.